This is a messenger RNA of Gadus macrocephalus (Pacific cod), 2260 nucleotides long. It is a transcript of the gene bin2a, whose product is annotated as bridging integrator 2a. Gene Ontology annotation, molecular function: phospholipid binding; protein binding. Gene Ontology annotation, biological process: podosome assembly; plasma membrane tubulation; phagocytosis, engulfment. NCBI's taxonomy places the organism in Eukaryota, Metazoa, Chordata, Actinopteri, Gadiformes, Gadidae. The coding region runs from base 255 to 1682 and encodes 475 amino acids. The transcript is spliced from 12 exons. The record is from RefSeq and is a predicted model, not a curated record. Gene Ontology annotation, cellular component: cytoplasm; plasma membrane; phagocytic cup.
AACAAGACAGUUUUCACAGACUCUGAAGGUUGGGAACAUGUGUCCUUUACUAUGAACUAGUGUGCACGGCUCAUCCUGUCAUUUGUCAGUUGUGUGAAGGUGUGUUCUUAAUAAAUCUUUUACUAAAGGAAAUUGGUUCCAAAGUUCAAGGGAAACUAUCCAAGAGUACGGACCAGUUGAGACUCAGAGGAGGACACGCAACCCACUCUCCAAGGAGUAAAUUCAAGGUCAAAACAUAUAAAUAAAAUAAAACCAUGGCAGAGAGUAAUAGUCCAAAGGGCGGUCCUACUGUCUUCAGUAAGAAAGUCCAAAGGUCACUGAGCAGAAGCAAAGAGAAGGUAUUACAAAGGUUCGGCAAGACAGUGGAGUCAAGAGACGAUGUCUUUGACAGUUGGCUCGAAAGAGUUCAUGAACAGCAGUCUUAUGGCACCCGGAUUCACAAAGAUCUGAAGCUUUACUUGGCAGCAGUCAGAGACAUGCGCAGCGCUUCAAGACGCCUGACCCAGUCUCUGUACGAUGUUUAUGAGAAAGACUGGGCGGGAGAUGAGGAUUUGGGGGCAAUCGUGGAGGGUGAGGACCUUCUGUGGAACGAUUACGAGGUGAAGGUGUCUGAUCAGGCUCUGCGCACCAUGGAGUCCUACAUGGGCCAGUUCCCCGAUGUCCGGGACAGGAUUUCCAAAAGGGGGAGAAAGCUAGUUGAUUACGACCACUCCCUGCAUCAGCUAGAGUCCCUUCAGACCACCAAGAAAAGGGAUGAUGAGAAAAUAGCAAAGGCAGAAGAAGACCUGAACGAGGCCAAGCAUGUCUAUGAGGCCAUCAACACCGAACUGAAGGAAGACCUCCCUUCUUUACAUGAGAGCCGCAUCGGAUGCUAUGUGUCCGUCUUCUCUGCCAUUUCCUCUUUGCGCGACACCUUCUACAAGGAGAUGAGCACGCUGAACAGCGACUUACAGAAUGUGAUAAAGGAUCUUCAAGAGCAGCAUCCAAACCAGGUGUUUGCUGUGAAGGGCUUGCAGCGGUAUGGCUCUCUGAAGAGACGGUCGCUGAUGUCCCCCAGGCUAUGGAAGACCAGCUUCUCUGAAUUCCACCAGACCUACAGCCCCAAAAUGGGCCCCCAAAGGUUCAGCUUCAAGUCCCCUGACAAGCCUCGCCAAGGCGGUACCCUGACCAGGGAGAGCAGCCUGCGUGGCGGGGCGGCCCCCGCGCGGCCUCGGCCCUCGGAGACGCACUCCUUGGUGCUGGGAGACGAGGACGGCCGGUCCCUCCGCAGCGACGCGGGCGGCUCCCUUGCGGAUGCCGUGCAGUCCGGGGGUCGUACCGGGGCGACGGGGGCCGACAUGGAAGAAGAUCAAAACGGUGGCGGGGAGGAAGACAAGUCUGUGAAGGAAGACGAGGCAGAGGCAGAUCCCGCAUCACAGGCCCAUCAGGAAGAUAAAGGCGGUGAGGGGGAUACCGUGGCGCGGAGUGAGAGCAGCUCAGAACUGAACCACUCCUUUGACUCAGAGAGCUUGGAUCUGCAGCUGUCUGCUGAGGCCAACGGCACACUGUACAUUGAAGAGAAAGAAGACAGCCCACCAGCCAACGGACUAGCUGUCGACUCUCUGGGCUCCAAGGAGGUUCCUCAGAAGGAUGUUCCUCUGGGAAGCCAGCUACUACAGGACUCAAAGAACACAGUGGUGUAACACAACAAACUGGAAGGUUUGUGGGUUUUAAGCCAAGAAUCUGUAUGGCCUUCUUGUUCUUGUUGUUCUAUUUUUUCCUUUGAACAUUUGAUGAGAAAAUUAUAAUAUUUUGUUGUCUAAAAAUGUCCAAACUAUUAAUGAGUGUUAAGCAUCGUAUAAUUUAUUUGAAAACAAAUCUGCAUAUUUACUACAAUUAUGAACAAUGCCCCUUCUGGCGAAUAGCAUAUAGGCAUAAUGACUAAAUGUUGACAAUAACCUUAAUUACCCUUUCGAAAAUAUAAUUGAAGUGUGUUUUGACUCAAGUUAUUGUGAAGAUGUUUUGACAAUAAGUCUGGUCUCUGACUUUAAAUGAUUUAGUAAAUUGUCUGUUUAGUCUGUUAAACUUUUUCAGCCAACCGUUUUAAUUUAAAAUAACUAUGUUUGUUAAUGAUACACUUAAAAUCCCCUUCUGAUAGAACAUUGUACAUUGUAUAAAUCCCUAGGCCUAAUCAUUUUCAGUAGUUCAUAGAAAUGUGUUCAACUAACAAUGUUAAUGACCCAAGAACCAGAACAAUAAAACGAAGUAAUUCUCUGUCCAA